Cavia porcellus (domestic guinea pig) is the source of this 4591-nucleotide messenger RNA. It is a transcript of the gene Efnb2, whose product is annotated as ephrin B2. The transcript has 5 exons. Lineage: Eukaryota; Metazoa; Chordata; Mammalia; Rodentia; Caviidae. Gene Ontology annotation, biological process: ephrin receptor signaling pathway; axon guidance; blood vessel morphogenesis. The record is from RefSeq and is a predicted model, not a curated record. Gene Ontology annotation, cellular component: plasma membrane. Gene Ontology annotation, molecular function: ephrin receptor binding. Bases 482 to 1492 code for a protein of 336 amino acids.
GCGCCGGCCGGAGCGACGAGCAGCGCUCAGCGGGUCCCGAGCCCUCCCCGCACACAAAGGCCCGCGCGCCCGCGCCCGCGGUGGGGUCGGACCCGCCCAGCUGUUCCGUGGGCCGGGAGCUGCAAGGACAGAGGAGGCGCCCUUCCUGCUCCGUUCGCCGGGACAUGGAGCCGCGCCGACGCGGCGCCCGCGCGCCCGGGCCGCUGCCCGCCGCCCUGGAUCUAUAGUCGCCGCGACUCGCGUCCGCCGCCUCUGCGCCCUGCCCGGCACCCUGGAGCCGCACGGGACCCUGCCGACCCCGCUGCGUCCGGCGCGGCGCCCCGGAACCCCGAGCCCGCCGCGCCCCGACUGCGCGCCCUAGGGCCGGCGUGAGCGCACCCGGCCGCGGCGCCCCGGAGCCCAGCCUCCCGGAGGAGCCUCGGCGCCCCGGCCCGUCCCGUCCCAUUCGCCCCGGAGCGCGCAGCGCCGGAGCAGCCUCGCCAUGGGCGCGCGCCGGGACUUGGUGUGGAAGUACUGCUGGGGAGUGUUGAUGGUUUUAUGCAGAACUGCGAUCUCCAGAUCCAUAGUUUUAGAGCCUAUCUAUUGGAAUUCCUCAAACUCCAAAUUUCUACCUGGACAAGGACUGGUACUAUACCCACAGAUAGGAGACAAACUGGAUAUUAUUUGCCCCAAAGUGGACUCUAAAACUGUUGGCCAAUAUGAAUAUUAUAAAGUUUAUAUGGUUGAUAAAGACCAAGCAGACAGAUGCACUAUUAAAAAGGAGAAUACUCCUCUGCUCAACUGUGCCCGGCCAGACCAAGACGUGAAAUUUACAAUCAAGUUUCAAGAGUUCAGCCCUAACCUCUGGGGUCUAGAAUUUCAGAAGAACAAAGAUUACUACAUUAUAUCUACAUCAAAUGGGUCUUUGGAGGGCCUGGAUAACCAGGAGGGAGGGGUAUGCCAGACGAGAGCCAUGAAGAUCCUCAUGAAAGUUGGACAAGAUGCGAGUUCUGCUGGAUCCACUCGGAACAGCGGUCCCACGAGACGUCCAGAACUAGAAGCUGGUACAAAUGGAAGAAGUUCAACAACAAGUCCCUUUGUAAAACCAAAUUCAGGUUCCAGCACAGACGGCAGCAGUGCCGGACAUUCGGGGAACAACCUCCUCGGUUCCGAAGUGGCCUUAUUUGCAGGGAUAGCGUCAGGGUGCAUCAUCUUCCUCGUCAUCAUCAUCACGCUUGUGGUCCUGCUGCUCAAAUACCGCCGACGGCACCGAAAGCACUCACCCCAGCAUACCACCACGCUGUCUCUGAGCACGCUGGCCACGCCCAAGCGCGGUGGUGGUGGUGGCAACAACAAUGGCUCGGAGCCCAGCGACAUCAUCAUCCCGCUCAGGACUGCGGAUAGCGUCUUCUGCCCGCACUACGAGAAGGUGAGCGGGGACUACGGGCACCCGGUGUACAUAGUCCAGGAGAUGCCCCCGCAGAGCCCCGCCAACAUUUACUACAAGGUCUGAGGCCCGGUACCUUCCCUCCCAGACCUGGGUGGCCGCUGCUGCUGCCACCAACGCCUCGUCGUCGUGGUCGCUUGGUCGCCCGGUAGCCUGGUCUGACUGAGCCCGGUCGCGGAGCCGGAGAGCCUCACGCUGGAGAAGCCCUGGAGCUGGACAGCUUUGUAGUCUGUAGCAUUUCGGCCUUGGUGACCGGUGACCGCACAUCUUCCCCAGGAGCUGGAAGACUGUGGCCGCAGGUGCCACUUGGACAGAUGGCAGCACACGUCCCCAAGCCAUGAGCCACGGUCUCGCAGGCCUCGGGGCACACGAGGAGGUGCGGACAGGGCCGGGCUGUGCAAGCCCAGCCUCUCUGCUCAGCAUCUCGCCUGCCGGGUGUGUGGACUUGGCCCUUGGACCUCGGGCUAAGUGUGGCUUCCCAAGAUCAUUAGCGUUCAGUCCUCACUGUCUCACUCCUUCUGUUCCCCAGGGCUCUGCUGCACCUCGCCGAGCCCUCCCUUACCCCCUCAUCCUGCGUCACUCCUGGGACACGCUGUGAGUGGCCUGCUCUGAGUGAGCAGGGUUCAUUUUGGAAAGCUGGAGGGUAUCCUGUCGGCCAGCCAGGCCACCAUUGAGGAAGAGGAGGAGCAGUGGGGAGAGGCUGACUGCCUUUGACCCAGAGAGGGACGAAGGAAUGGAGCCCAGGCAGGGCUGAGGUUCAGGGAGACAGCAGAACCAGGGGGCAUCGGGUGGGCGGGCAGGGUGAUGUGGGCUCGGCCAUCCGCCAAGGCAGGGCAGGGCAGGGCAGGGCAGGGAAGGGCAGGGCAGGGCAGGGCAGGGCAGGACGAUCGCGGUACUGGAAUCAGACGCACAACUCUGGAGCUGUAGGGAGUCGGUCUGCUCAGGGCAAGGUGGGAGCAGACUCCGCUGCUAUACUUACACAUGUGAUGAAACACAGGGAAAGCGUUUAGAAUAGCAGAGAGCCAAAUCUGACCCAGACAUCAAAAAGCCAAAAGGUCUGGCAGGCUGUGGUUCCAGUCUCCACCAAUGUCAGUCAAGAAUUCUCAGAUCCACAAAGGUAGGUCAGAUCCCCCAUCCCCAGAGCCUGGUCUCUGCCUCGCCCCCUUGAGCCUUACAUACUCUGGUUGAUGGCGGUGCUGGCGAUGCUGCCGGGGCUGCAAGCGAGGCUGUGGGGGGACAGGGUCUAAGAGAAGCACAUGGCAAACCUCUCAGAGUCCUUAAGACAGAAGUCCAUGACGAUGUUGAGGGGAGAAGGAAGAUAGGACGUAUUUAUAAUAGGUAUAUAGAGCGCAGGGGAUAUAAGAUGAAAGAUUUUUACUAAUAUAUAUUUUAAGAUUGCACACAGUACACACCAGAAGAUGUGAAAUUUUAUUUGUGGCAAUUAAGCAAUCCUGAGGCUCAGUGCUUUAAAAAAAAUUAAAAACAAACAAAAUUGGUCAGCUCCUGGGGAACACAAAACAAAAAACCAGUAACCACUCCAGAAAUAAUAAUCGUGAGAGUUAAAAGGAAAUGACAGUCCUCAGAAGGCAACUCACAGAACUGGUGACUGGGAAAUGCAAGCAUGCAAGCCCCAACAUGGGACAUCAGUGCGACUGUGUCAUCCAACCUGGACAGGGUGUCCGGGUGCCCGUCUCUGUGUCGGGUUUUUCCUUGCCUUAUGGGCUGGAGUGUUCCCUAGUAUCCAGGAGGUCACCCAGAGGUGGUGCCACAUGGUAGUAGCUGUGACCCCUUCUCCUCUCCCUUCCCCCUUCCCAUCCCACUCUUGCAGCAGAAACCGAGAAGAGGAGACAGGAAACCUCCUUUUUUUAUGUGCUAUGCAAAAUAGACAUCUUUAACAGAGUCCUGUUACUAUGGUAACACUUUGCUUUCUGAAUUGGGAGGAGAAAAAAGAAAGGAAGAAAGAAGUGUAGCGACAGCGUUUUGAAGGUUCUCAGACCUCCAGUGAGUACCUACAAAAAAGCGAGUUGUCACAAAAAUGACUAGUCCCCAUUUCCUGAACCUGAAAAUGUUGGUCCAAAGUGCGUGUGUGUAUGGAUGAGUGGGUGUGUGCCGUACACGUGUACAUAUAUGUAUAAUAUAUAUCUCCAAUAUAUAUUAUAUAUAUUUAUAUCAUAGUUCUGGGGAGGGUUGCCAUGGUGACCAGCCGCAGUCCAUAUGUAAUUCUUUCCAUCACCCCUGCCUCUCCUUUCUGUGCAUUCAUACAAGAUUUUUCUUGUAAGCCAUCUGAAAUUCCUCGUAGGAUUGGGGAGAGGGACGAGGAGGGAAAACAUGGCAAAAAAAAAGGUCUGAUUUUGAUGAAAUCAAGUGUGUGUAUCCUCAGUUGGCUACCUUUGGGUUAUGUGCUAAACUGUGAAAAAGAAAAAAAAAAAGUUACCCACAACCAAUUGAAAAUGGAAGUGUUCUGUGUGUCUGUUUUGUGUCUGGUGCAAAAAAUGACAAUCUACCAACUGUCCCCUUCCUGGAGUUGGUUCCGCUCUGGAAAGUUACUGUAAAUGCCUUGCUUGUAUCUCAUCCCUGGUCUUCGGGAUCACACCGCCAUGCUGAAGCGAAGAAGGUGUAAAUAGGUUCCGAAUUUCCUGUCCUUGGAUUUGGGGUGUUACAGUAGCCUUAUUCACGUUUUUAAUAAAAAAAAAAAAUACACAUGAAAACAAGACAGAAAUGGCUUUUCUUAUCCAGAUUGUGUACAUAGAGCAAUGUUGGUUUUUUAUAAAGUCUAAGCAAGAUGUUUUGUAUAAAAUCUGAAUUUUGCAAUGUAUUUAGCUACAGCUUGUCUAACGGCAGUGUCAUUUCCCCUUUGCACUGUAAGAGGAAAAAAUGGUAUAAAAGAUUGCCAAAUUGCUGCAUAUUUGUGCCGUAAUUAUGUACCAUGGAUAUUUAUUUAAAAUUUCGUUGUUCAGUUUGUAAGUAACACAGUAUUAUGCUUGAGUUAUAAAUAUUUUUUCUUCCUUUGUUUUAUUUUAAUAGCCUGUCAGAGGUUUUCAGUCUGCUUUAGUUCCACAUCACAGUUAGCUCUUCAGAACACAAGACCCGUGAAGUCACAUUCCACAUCUGUUUCAAAGCCGAAUUUGUUCUUAAAAAAAUAAAAUAUUUUUUUCCUAUGGAAAA